This is a messenger RNA of Acanthoscelides obtectus, 3910 nucleotides long. Lineage: Eukaryota; Metazoa; Arthropoda; Insecta; Coleoptera; Chrysomelidae. The record is from the annotation of a GenBank genome assembly.
CAUGUGUGUGCAAGACGUAUAAAGCUCAGUGCAUGUCUAUAAUCAAUGCUUGUAAAAUUAAUGAAUAGAAAAAGAGGAUUUGUGCACGUACGGAUAUGGUUUCCACAAUUUCCAGGAGUAGUGAUGCAAUCGGAUCAAGAACUCAUCAUCAUGUGCAAACCUCCUGAACCUACUGUUAUAGAAAAUAAAGCAGCUGGAUUUGCUGGUAGUUUUCCUCAUGGCGCAAGGGUCUCAGGCGUGGUAGAGGAGACACCUGGACGGCUUGAGUACGAAGUGGCUUUGUACAAAGAAGCACCCGCAACUCGCUUGGGCAAUGCCACCACUGGAGAGUUACCUGUAGACCAGGCGGUACCAAUCGGUACCAAGCUGCAACUGCGUGCUAGGAUCAGCCCUGAUUCGGCAUGGAAGUAUGUCAAGCUGAUGGAAGUGACAGUUAGUCCAGACCCUGAUGAUCCGCAUAUGUCUGGAAGUGUCGCUUUAGUCAGAGAUGGAUGUCGAAAUCGGGACUUUGCCUCUAUCAUACCUCACCAACCAGCCAGAUAUCGCGAACGUCCAAACGAAGUCUUUCUGGACUUUGAAGCAUUUUUACUGAGCAGCAUGAAGGAAAGAUCGACCCUUUGGAUCCAUUCGCAAAUCAAAGCCUGCAUGGAGGCCAUAGACUGCCAGCCUGACUUCUGUUUGGACCUGUUCGAACCGUCGGGUCAUGGCAGAAGGAGGAGACGUAAUGCUGAGAUUGUCGAGAUAAUGGAAACUCCAAAUGCUAAUGCUUUGAGGCAUCAUAACGCCAGUACACAGUAUACGAAGAUUUUAGGUAACCUGGAGUACACCGUCCUCAUGCCAGGCGAGUUCUACCACCGCACUGCAACCAUGGAGAGCAGCUGCGGUACCUUCCUGGUGAUCGCAGCCAUCUUAGGGUGUCUUUUGUUUCUCUCUGCAUUCAUCAUGUGUUGGCUCGCCUCCAAGUUACACUCAGUUCUCUUAGGAGCCGCGGUAGAAAGCAAGAAUAUGGACCAGUUCGUCAGAGACAGGAGGUACUCGGAUUCCGGAUGCGGAUAUACCGGAAGAGCAACCACCCAGUGACAAACAGCAACGAACGCCACUGGCGACGAUAGAGCUGACGCCAUUGGCGCCGAGGAAGCGAUUAUUUAUUAGAGAUAAACUGAUCAACGGUGCCCUCAUAGGGAUUGCAAUUUCGCAAAACGCGGGAUCCCGGACCCCCAGAAAGCGGAUACGCUAAUUCCGCAAGAUUAAAAAUUGGCGCUAAAUAUUUUGCGAAAAGCGCACAAACGAUAUUCACAAUUUUUGCUGUUAUUCUUUAUUUAGAUAUUAUUUAUACAGAUUGUGUCAGCCAAUUUUAUGAAGUUUGCUUUGCUGCAGAAUUUAAUUACCUAGUUCGAAAGCACGUUAUUUCUGAGUUGAUAUUUUUCACAUUGUAGGAAGCAUUCCCAAAACCUUAAGCUGGUUUAUUAUAUCAGUUAUGAGUAGGUGGAUCUUUCGGAGUAGUACAAUUAACAGGGUGCUUGUGAUUUGGAAUCGAAUUUUGAUAUAUCUCGAUUCUUGCUUCUUGGUCAAUAGAGAGGGAAGUUCUAUAAUCGCGAAAAACCUUGAUAUUGCCAACUGGUGAAGAAUAAUAUCUCUUAAAUUGUUAAUAUUUACUCUAUUACACCAAAACCAAAAAAUGAAUACCAUAUUUUUCCCUCCUAAAGGACCGUAAAACCUUAAUUCAAAGAUAUAUUUUUCUUUGACAGGCGAAAACACUGUCCGCCAUGGUUGGCCCAUAUAUUAAUUUGUUCUGACGUCAUACCAUUUGUAAACAACAGCUGACAACAGCAUAACCUCUCAUAUACGCAACACUGUGUAUUUCUUGAAGCAUACCUUAAUUUCCGGACAUAUUUUACGUUUUAUUACACAGUUCGUAUAGUCUCGUUUAAGUGGGAUGUAACAGCAUCAUCAGCCUUGCAGAUGUGUAAGAAGAAAUACAAUAUUAGAUAAAAUUAUUCCGAGAUUAUGACGCGUGAGCUAAGUUUUGAAUGACUUCUGGAAAGGACUUACAUACUUCUUCAUUUUAUAUCUAUCAUUAUAUAUAUUAGGUGCACUGUACUUACGUAGAAGUCUUGAUGUUUCUUAGCUCAGCGGAGCAGAAGUCCAACCAUUAAUGUGUCAAUUUUCGGCAAAUUUGUGCUUUCUGCGUUUACGAAUCCAACGUCCAUGGUUGGUUUUUCAAUAAAAUGAGAAAACGAUAACUUUUUACGUUGAAGAAGAGUAUUUUAGAAAUAGUUAAAGAAGACGUUACUCUACGACUAACAUACGGAUGACGUUUCUUUGUUUACAAUUUGUAUGACGUCGCAUCAUGGUACCGAUAGUGCUUUUACCGUUUUAUGUUAAAAUAUUUUUUAAGUUGUUCUUUUAAAAAUUGAAAUUGAUAUAUUAUGUUAUUUUAAGCCAAAUGCUGUAAGACUAGAUUAGAUAUGAAUCAAGUAGUUAUGUAAUUUCCCGCGUAGCAGCCUAAAAGUCAAUCAUCUAGGGGACAACUUAUACCUACAGGUUUUACGAAUUUAUAUUUUAUAUAUUUAUAGCUUAAAAACAGAAGUUUUUCGUAAAACCUGCAAGCUGUCCUCCAGCUAAUCAACUGAUGUUCAAGCGCUACAUAAGAGAUUACAGGGUGUUAGUAUAGUAUCAAAAAAGAAUUGCAGGUUGGAGUUCCAUUUUUUAAGACCUCAAAUACCCUACGAACCUCGUGUUAAUAAUCGGCUCCUCUAUUAUGGAAAGAAUCACUUAUUGAAUUGUGGGCAUAUUUUGGUAUGAAGCUACAAGCAUGCCAAAAGUGAAGUUAUGUAUUAUUUUUAGGGUGCGGGAUCCCUCUGGAGCAUGCGCACGAUUAAUUAUUCCCGCCUAUUAAUCUGGUGGGAUCUAAUCCUUUUUUACGCAAUAUUCUGAAUUUGUAAAUUUGAGCCACCUGGGAUGUUCCUUCCCUCGCUCUUUGAAAAAGUUUUGGAGUCAUACUUUUACACAGUAAAACGAAAGGAGAAAAUUUCGUAUUAUUGAUGUUGGAACCCCUUUUUUCUUUUCAAGAUGUUUCGGGGACCGAUACCCACUUAGUCUAAAUGCUAACGCCUCCCAAAAAAGCCUGUAUGCCUUGAAGUGAUUAUUAAAAAAUACAUAAAACAUAAACAUUACUGUAGAGUACAAGCAUAUGUUCUGUAAGCCCUUCUACUGAAGAAUGUCCUUGGAUAACGGCAAUGUUUACAGCUAUUUCCUCUUAGAUGAUUCUUAUUGAUGGAAAUAUUCCUAAUAAAGAGCGCAUUCAGGAAGCUACUGCUGAAAACGUUAAGGUACGCGCCCAUAGGUACUCGUUCGUUGUAAACGGAUUGAUCAUGUUAGUACUACUUGCUCUUAACUUUCUUGUAUGACUUUUUGUGAACAAAAGUUGUAGGAUCUAAACUUUGUAUGUAGCACAACGAAGAUUGAAAGAAAGCAAAUAAUGUAAUGUUUUCAGCUGCUCACUAUUUGAAGCUAACAUGCCAUUAUAAUUUAUUUCUAUCUAGAUGUAAUAUAUUAAGUAUAGUUCACAAAUAAGAAUCCUCAUUUUUGAAAUAUACUAGUAAAUCAUAAGCGUUCUGUAGUUUCCUGGAAAGAGUAUAUCCUUCCAAAUAGCUACUAUACAUUAUACAGUAUGUUACAAUGAGUGUUACACAACUGGGUCAUUACAGAAAGUGUAAAUGGCAGAACAGUCUCGGUGUUAUCUAGAGAGAAUACGUUAAUCAAUGAUGUUACCAAUCCGAAUAGUGAUUGUGCGAUUUGACAAAUCGGGAGAUAUGGGGUUAUAGUUACAGGUCGGAUUCAUCAUUAGGUGGAAUCAUCAAGCUAGUGUCAUCAUUUAUACUACGUUCGAUGACCAGCAUUUUCACAA